Messenger RNA from Exophiala mesophila, 1473 nucleotides. RefSeq lists its product as uncharacterized. Gene Ontology annotation, molecular function: transmembrane transporter activity. NCBI's taxonomy places the organism in Eukaryota, Fungi, Ascomycota, Eurotiomycetes, Chaetothyriales, Herpotrichiellaceae. The record is from RefSeq and is a predicted model, not a curated record. Bases 1 to 1473 code for a protein of 490 amino acids. Gene Ontology annotation, cellular component: fungal-type vacuole membrane. Gene Ontology annotation, biological process: transmembrane transport. The transcript is spliced from 2 exons.
AUGAGUUGGGCUCGGUUGUCCACUCUCCUGGGGAUUCCAGCGCUUCGUGCCGCGCCACGCGAUGUUCAUCUUCUCUAUCUGUCACGCCUCCUUCGUACUGCAGCUUUCGGGUCUACUGGCGUGAUUCUUGCUGUGUUCCUAUCCAGUCUGGGACACAGUGAAAUUCGAGUCGGAGCUUUUAUGACUUUGACCCUUAUGGGUGACGUGAUGCUCAGUCUUGUGCUCACUAACUACGCCGAUCAAUUCGGUCGACGUCGCACCACCAUCCUUGGAUCUGGAUUAAUGGUGGUGAGUGGCAUUGUGUUCACAAUAGCAAGCAACUAUUGGGUUCUACUGGCUGCCGCGGUCUUCGGAGUCAUCAGCCCAUCCGGGAAUGAGAUCGGCCCAUUUCGGGCACUUGAGGAGGGAAUGUUAGCUUCUCUCUCUGCUGGUCUGGACAUGUCCUCUAUCUUUGCAUGGCAUGUCGUCGCCGGCACCCUGGGUGUCUCUGCUGGGACAUUUUCCGCUGGCUGGAUCAUGGCCGCACUCCAGAAGCUCUUGGGUUGGAGUGAGCAAUUGAGCUACAGAGGCAUUUUCGUUGCAUACGCCUUUAUUGGAACAGCGAAGCUCAUUGUGGCACUCUGCUUAAGCGAUGCCUCCGAAUUGGAGCCUCGUAGGAAGCAUAUGAAUGCUGUGGACUCAGAAGAAUCUCAGUCAAUGUUGCAGUCCGAGGCCACCGCGACCAAGGACAGGUCAACACACGGAGUGGUGAGACGUCUUCUCUCGGCAUUCAUUCCCUCUAUCUCGCCUUCCACACGGUCAGUCCUCUGGAAGCUUUGUCUCCUCUUUGCAGUUGACUCAUUUGCGAGUGGCAUCGUCGCCUUUACACUUCUGAGCUUCUACCUUAAGUCGCGCUUCCAAGCUCCGAUGAGCCUCCUCUCGUCACUACUAGCAAUUCCAUUCCUUCUUAGUGCCAUUUCCUCGCUUUUGGCUUCCCCGAUUUCCAAGAAACUCGGUCUGCUACCGACGAUGACGUUGACACAUUUGCCAUCUGCAAUACUGCUUGGUUUAUUACCGCUCGCACCAACAUUAGAGCUGGCGUGCGUACUCUUAAGCCUGCGGGCAGCGUUGUCUACCAUGGACCAAGGUCCUCGGUCAGUAUUUCUUGCCCAGGUCGUCAAGCCAGAGGAACGAAUCAAGGUCAUGGGUGUCGUGAACACGAUCAAAACACUGGCGCAAAGUGCGGGCCCGACGAUUACAGGAGGUCUGGCAAAGGCAGGUUAUUUUGGAACUGCUUUCAUCUUGGGAGGAGCUUUGAAAGCUAGCUAUGAUAUUGGACUGAUCAUUUGGUGGCUGAGUGAUCGGAAGGUCGCGAAAACACACGAAUACGCACUUGCAGCCACGAGCGAUAGCGAAAGUGUUGGCGAAUCAAAUCCAUCAAACGCAGGUCUUACAUUUCAGCCAUCGGAGGGGUCAAGACAGUUCGAAAGAUGA